Messenger RNA from Ziziphus jujuba (common jujube), 1687 nucleotides. RefSeq names its product DNA damage-repair/toleration protein DRT100. The transcript has a single exon. The record is from RefSeq and is a predicted model, not a curated record. Gene Ontology annotation, molecular function: protein binding. The coding region runs from base 228 to 1322 and encodes 364 amino acids. Lineage: Eukaryota; Viridiplantae; Streptophyta; Magnoliopsida; Rosales; Rhamnaceae.
CAUUUUCUACAUUCACUCAUUACUGGUUAGUGAUUGCACUGAAACACCCCCAAAAAAAGAAAAAAACCAUUUAAAAAAAAAAACUACACAAACAAAAGAGAAAAACACUUUCUUCACACUGUUUAGAGAGAGAGAGAGAGAGAGAAACAGACCAAACAACAAAGAAAAGUAGAGAAAACAGAGAGAGUAGAGUUGGCUUUUUGAGAGAGAAAGCUAGAAGAAAAUACAUGGUGGGAAUGUGGUUCUUCACCUUCGCGUUCCUCGCCGUCGUCUCGGCGGUCAGCUCUUGCUCGCCUUCCGACCAUGCAGCUCUCAUGGCCUUCAAAGCCCAACUCAACGAGCCUUACUUGGGCAUAUUCCACACCUGGACCGGCGACGACUGUUGUCUCAACUGGUACGGCAUCAGCUGCCACCCCGACACUCGCCGUGUCGUCGAUAUCAACCUCCGCGGCGAGUCUGAGGACCCGAUUUUAGUUAAAGCUGGUCGAGCCGGCUACAUGACCGGAACUAUCUCGCCGGAGAUCUGCAAGCUCGAUCAUCUUACCAACCUCAUCUUAGCCGACUGGAAGGGAAUCUCCGGCGAGAUUCCGAAAUGCAUAACGUCUCUUUCUUCCCUCCGAGUGCUCGAUUUGAUCGGCAACAAAAUUUCCGGCGACAUUCCGGCCGACAUUGGUAGGUUGAGUAAGCUCACCGUGCUGAACCUCGCCGACAAUGCAAUUUCCGGCCAGAUUCCGACGAGCAUUUUGAACAUCGCGGGGCUGAUGCACUUGGACCUGAGCAAUAACAGACUCACCGGCCAAGUCCCCUCCGAUUUCGGGAAUCUGAAAAUGCUGAGCCGGGCUUUGCUGAGCCGGAACCAACUCACCGGUUCGAUUCCGGAGUCGAUCGGGUACAUGAACCGGUUGGCGGAUUUGGACCUGGCCAUGAACCAAAUCUCGGGUUCCAUUCCGGAUCGGUUGGGCAAAAUGGCGGUUCUCUCUACACUCAAUUUGGAUAGCAACAAGCUUUCGGGUCAAAUACCUUCGACCCUGUUGGGAAAUACGGGUUUGGGAAUCCUCAACUUGAGCCGAAACAGUCUGGAGGGAAAUAUUCCGAACGUUUUCAGUUCGAACUCGUAUUUCAUGGUUUUGGAUCUGUCCUAUAACAACUUGAAGGGUCCGAUACCCGGUUCGUUAUCGUCCGCGAAAUUUGUCGGGCACAUGGAUCUCAGCCACAACCAUCUAUGUGGGACCAUUCCGGUGGGAUCACCGUUCGAUCACCUGGAAGCUUCAUCUUUUGCCAACAAUGACUGUCUAUGUGGAAACCCGCUAAAAACUUGUUAAAGAAUGACCGGGUCGGUUAGCGGUUUGUUCACCCGGGUCAAUGAAUUUGUUGAGUUAAUAAUGUAUAUGUAAUGUACGUGGUGAUAUUAUUGUAAGUGAGAAUGGGGAAUUGCAGGGUUUUAUUUAAGGCAGUGUUUGGGGAUUUUCCAUAUAAAUGUUAAUAUAUGUUUUAAAUGCAUAUAUUUUAAAUGCAAAGGGUUCAUGCACGUGAAUGAUUGCGUGAGCAAGAAAUUGAAGAAAAACAAAAGAGUACAAACUCCAAAGCCAUACUAUCGGUGAGCAAAGGCCACCUGCUUGCUUUCAUGUAGUAUAUUAUGUAUUGGAUCCGAUUUAAUUAUUUUUAAUGUUUUUCUUUACUGAUUUAA